GUCCUGUUUCAAAGACAUGUAUAAAGGUCGACAAGGCUAACCCAGCUACCUUUAUUCCAACGCUAUAGCUGUGUUCUCUAUAUAAGAAGGAAUAUUUCGUGCAGACUCCGCGGCAAAUUGUGCGUGUAUAUCCCGAAUAUAUGAACAUUUCCAAAAUGGCGGGCCCAACACCAAGUCAGCAGGCCCGUGUUAUGAUGUGGUGUACGCCUAGGUCAAUCUCAUCGGUCUUCUGCAAAUGCGUGAGCUUCGUUCCCGACAUCGAUAUCUUCUUCGACACAUACUACUUCGCUUUCGAGGCAGAAAUCGACCUGCUGACCGUAGGCAAGGUGGUCGAUCACGAUGCCGAUAACCUGGACGAGGAGGAUUGGAAAAAGGCAGCGGUGAUGAUCUGCGAGGAGGAAUAUGACGACCGAGUCAAACUCGACAUGCUCAAGUACCCGGUGGUCAAAUCAAUGCUCGAUAAGCCAGAACCUACCAAAAAGGUCAUCUUUUACAAGGGCGUGUCCCAAUCCAUGGACAGUAAGCACUUCCGGUUCCUCCCAGACAAAUCCAGCAAUUACAAGCACUCCUUCCUACUCCGUCACCCAGCAAAGGUCUACAGCUCCUGGAAGAAAGUCAUCUAUGCCGUUCUCAAAGACGUCGGGGAUGGUACUGGGAAGAAAAUCACGAAAAGUCUACAAGAUUUCGACCUGAGAUGCGAUGUGCCGGAGAAGUAUAAUCUGACUGAUCUGCUGUACAAAGAGCUUCACGAUCUUUGGGUCCACGUCCGGGAAAACCUUGAUCCAUCUCCGGUUGUCAUGGAGAGUGAUGAUUUGCUUGCUGACCCGGCUGGGAUGCUUUCCAAAUACUGCAAGGCAGUCGGGAUACCGUACAACGAUAGUCUUCUCUCCUGGGAUGCGAAUCCAGAUAUCACGGAUAUCUGGAAGUGUGCUUUCAUGCCGGUCAAGGAUUUCGAGUUCAUCCGCAUCUUCUGCCAUAACGCCUUCCAUACUUCUCACUUCCUGCCUCCUCCUCCUAUUCCUUCUAUGGAUGAUCUUCCUGAUGACGUCAGAGCGUCGGUGGAGACAUCUAUGCCGUAUUACAACGCGAUGUACCAGACAAGACUGCUUCCUUAGCUCCAUUCCCAGAAGAUUAUCCUUUUUUAGUCUGACAGAGUAGAAAGAAAGCUGCGAAAAACACGAAAGUGAUUACAACUUUGUAAUAUCAAUUUAUUGCCCUCUAUACUUUGUAGUGACUUUUGAAACAUAGUAAAGAAGUCGAUGGUCGCGGUCAUGCUCAUGUCACCUUUCCUGUGUAGCUCUACAGAGAGGUUUUUCGUUUAUGAACAGUGAAAUGUUAUCUCGUGAGGUAGCAAAGUAGCAAGAGAGGGCUUCAGUUGACCAAAGGUUCAUAAAGCCAAAGUGGACCGAUGCCUUGGGUCUCUUUCAUCAACGAUCGGAAUGUCCGAGAGGGGGAAGUUCCGCGAGAACGACACGUCCGUUACGAUUCAAGUUUCAAGUUUAUUUGUUCCACAUUUUACACAAAAAUAUAGACAGACAUAAAACAUAGAGAGUUUAUAUACAUGUAGUAUGAGCGCGUCUCAAUGAUACUCAAUUAUAGAUUAAUUAGAAUGUUAGGAGCCUGUUGAAAAGCAGUGCUUGUACAUGUAUUGUAUUGUAUUUAUUAAACUUCAUUUAUGUACAUCAAUAUUCUGU
Molecule: messenger RNA, 1694 nt
Organism: Strongylocentrotus purpuratus (purple sea urchin)
Lineage: Eukaryota; Metazoa; Echinodermata; Echinoidea; Camarodonta; Strongylocentrotidae
Exons: 2
Coding region: 141-1115 (324 amino acids)
Source: RefSeq, a predicted model, not a curated record